AUAACCGCCUCCUCCUCUUUCUGCACAAGAAACGAACAUGGAGACAGCUGGGAAAGUGAUCAAAUGCAAGGCAGCUGUUGCUUGGGAAGCAGGGAAGCCCCUGUCCAUUGAGGAGGUGGAGGUAGCCCCACCCAGGGCUCAUGAAGUUCGCAUUAAGAUUCUUGCUACAGGGGUGUGUCAUACCGAUGCUUACACCCUGAGUGGCAGCGAUCCUGAAGGACUUUUCCCCGUCAUCCUUGGACAUGAGGGUGCUGGGACCGUUGAGAGCGUUGGGGAGGGUGUCACUAAGUUCAAGCCAGGUGAUACCGUCAUCCCCUUAUAUGUACCUCAGUGUGGUGAAUGCAAAUUCUGCAAAAACCCCAAGACCAACCUCUGCCAGAAGAUUAGAAUAACCCAGGGUCGAGGGCUGCUCCCUGACAACUCUUCACGCUUCACCUGCAAAGGAAAGCAGGUGUUUCACUUCAUGGGGACCAGCACCUUCUCUGAGUACACGGUGGUGGCAGACAUCUCCCUGGCCAAGGUUAACGAGAAAGCUCCGCUGGAUAAAGUGUGUCUUCUGGGCUGUGGUAUCUCCACAGGUUAUGGAGCUGCUCUUAACACUGCCAAGGUUGAGCCUGGUUCCACUUGUGCUGUUUUUGGACUUGGAGCUGUUGGCUUGGCUGCCAUCAUGGGCUGCAAGGUUGCUGGAGCAACCAGGAUCAUCGGUGUGGACAUCAACCCCGACAAGUUCGAGAAGGCCAAAGAGUUUGGAGCCACCGAGUUUGUAAACCCGAAGGACCACAGCAAGCCCAUCCAGGAGGUUCUGGUGGAGAUGACUGAUGGCGGUGUGGACUACUCGUUUGAGUGCAUUGGAAAUGUGCAAAUCAUGAGGGCCGCUUUAGAGGCGUGUCACAAAGGUUGGGGUGAAAGUGUCAUCAUUGGUGUAGCUGGAGCAGGACAAGAGAUCUCCACCAGACCAUUCCAACUGGUGACGGGCAGAGUGUGGAGAGGCACGGCAUUCGGAGGGUGGAAGAGUGUGGAGAGUGUUCCUAAAUUGGUGGAAGACUACAUGAGUAAAAAGCUGAAGGUGGACGAGUUUGUAACACACACUCUUCCAUUUGAGAAGAUCAACGAAGCUUUUGACCUGAUGCAUGCUGGGAAGAGCAUCCGAAGCGUGUUGACUUUCUGACGUGCCUUAGACAUCCAACACAGCCAGCCUUAAAGAAGCCUCAGUCUGUUGUUCCAGCACUUCUCUGCACUUCCUUUGAUAUAGGUUCCAGAGUUUAAAAGAAGCUCUUUAACACAAGAACAACUGUUUGAACCAUUAAUACUGUCAAUAAAACCUUAUUAUAAAAAA
Molecule: messenger RNA, 1336 nt
Organism: Cyprinodon variegatus (sheepshead minnow)
Lineage: Eukaryota; Metazoa; Chordata; Actinopteri; Cyprinodontiformes; Cyprinodontidae
Product: alcohol dehydrogenase class-3
Exons: 9
Coding region: 38-1168 (376 amino acids)
Biological process (GO): formaldehyde catabolic process
Cellular component (GO): cytosol
Molecular function (GO): zinc ion binding; S-(hydroxymethyl)glutathione dehydrogenase [NAD(P)+] activity
Source: RefSeq, a predicted model, not a curated record